Messenger RNA from Symbiodinium natans, 4419 nucleotides. NCBI's taxonomy places the organism in Eukaryota, Dinophyceae, Suessiales, Symbiodiniaceae. The record is from the annotation of a GenBank genome assembly.
AUGUCGGACAGCGAGGCCGAGCGAGGCAGUGAGCCUCCGACGGCUCGCGAGGACGAGGCGGCGCAGGAGCCCGAAACCGUCGAAGAAGUCGACACACCCAUGCCUGAAGCCUCUACGAAUGCUGAUGAAGAGGCCUCGGCUCCGAAUGCAAGCGAGGGAGUCGAGGUGGCAAAGCUCAACGCCCUGCUGACCACUGGCUUUGAGCAGGAAGCCGGCAACCAACCGACCUGUGAUGACGACAUGUCGGACAGCGAGGCCGAGCGAGGCAGUGAGCCUCCGACGGCUCUUGAGGACGAGGCGGCGCAGGAGUCCGAAACCGUCGAAGAAGUCGACACACCCAUGCCCGAAGCCUCUACGAAUGCUGAUGAAGAGGCCUCGGCUCCGAAUGCAAGCGAGGGAGUCGAGGUGGCAAAGCUCAACGCCCUGCUGACCACUGGCUUUGAGCAGGAAGCCGGCAACCAACCGACCUGUGAUGACGACAUGUCGGACAGCGAGGCCGAGCGAGGCAGUGAGCCUCCGACGGCUCGCGAGGACGAGGCGGCGCAGGAGUCCGAAACCGUCGAAGAAGUCGACACACCCAUGCCUGAAGCCUCUACGAAUGCUGAUGAAGAGGCCUCGGCUCCGAAUGCAAGCCGUCCCUCUACGACCCCCAGGCGCAGGUCCAUUGCAGCGCAAGUCGCCGACUGCAAGGCCAAGAUCGCUGAGCUGCAAAAGCUGAAGGUGCAAAGGCUGGAAGAAGAGGACUACAUCGGGGCUCACGAAGCAAAGCAGGAGAUCCUAGCGCAUGAGCAGAGUUUGCAGGCUCUGCGCCUGGAGACAAUGCCCACUCCCACUCGAGGGGAGGAUUCGAAGGACGAGGACGACGCGAGCCGAGCUCGCAGCGAGGAUUUGGAAGCUGCUUGGCGUCCUCACCCUGAUGACACGAACCUGGUGACCCUGGAAGCCUUGGAUGGGCAGGGCCUGCCUUUCGUGCUCCCCGCGGACACCUUCGACCGCCUCUAUCCCUACCAGCAGAAGGGCGUGGCCUGGAUGGCCAGGCUGUGGCAGAAAGGGCAUGGUGGCGUGCUGGCGGACGAGAUGGGCCUGGGAAAGACUAUCCAGGUGUGUGCGCUGCUGAACGGGGCCCGCAAAGCUGGUGCUACCCACGCGCUGCUCUUGAUGCCUGUCACGCUGCUGGACCAGUGGAGCCGAGAGGCGAGACUCUGGUGUCCAGGUUGGCCCGUGUACACCUACUAUGGGACCCCCUCGCAGCGGGCAAAGGCUUUGCGUGGCCUUCGGAGACCCAUGGGAGGAUUGUUGCUGACGUCCUACUCGCUUCUGAGCAACUGCGAAGAUCUCCUGGAGGUGCAAGUUGAAGAUGUCCCGGAGCCGACGCACCGUCGUGGACGAAAGCCUGGAGGCGAGAAGCCGUCCAAGCGUCGGAAGCUGGACGACGACGACGGCUUCGAUGAAGGCGGCGACUCGGAGGAGGAGCUCUUGGAGCCUGAGCUCCCUGGCGGGGAGCUCCCGGCUCUUGGAAGCCGCAGGUCUUGGGACCUGGUCGUGUGCGAUGAGGCACACAGGAUGAAGAACAUGUCCUCUCUCCUGGCCAAGAGCCUCCGCAAGCUCAAGUCGUCUUGCCGCAUUCUGCUCACGGGCACACCGGUCCAGAACGCUCUUCAGGAUCUGUGGGCAUUGAUGGACUUUGCACAGCCUGGACUUUUGGGAAAUCAUGCCACGUUUGUCAAGACCUUCAGUGAGCCCAUUGACAAAGGCAGCGUACGAGGUGCCAAGGUCUGGGCUGUCGAGCUCAAGAAGCACCUGGCCGAGCAGCUGCGGGCCCUGAUUCGUCCACACUUGCUGCGCCGGACGAAGGUGAAUGCUGGCUUGACAGGCGGCGCGUCUGAUGUGGCUGAGGAUGUUGACAUGGAGGGGGCCGAGAACGAAGACAAGGACAUCGAAGGAGUGGUGACCAAGCUGCCCAGCAAGAGAGAGACCAUUGUCUGGUUGGUUCCCAGUGAGGAGCAGAAGGCCGCCUACAAGAAGGUCCUCGAGCAGAGCGAGGUGAUCAAAGAAGCCUGCGUCAAGUCCAAGCUUGGCAUCGAGGUCUUCCGGGCGAUCGGCUUGCUGAAACGCCUGUGCAAUCACCCGCUGUUGUUGCUGCCGAUGCCCACGAUGAAGGACUGGGCCAACCUUCUCCAGGAGGUGCAAGCUUCUGCAGAGGACGCGGGCGGCAGCAAUGAGAUCUCAGAUGCGGAGCAGCAGGAUGAUGUCACCGCCACCGAGACCUCACCCGAAGCCGUGCCUGCUGCAGACCAGCAGGACGAUGCGCAGUGCGGUCAAGAUGUGGAGUCACUGCUGAAAUCGUUGUCUCGCAGUCGCCAGGAGGUGCUCUUGCAAAGCUCCAAGCUUCGGUGCCUGGCGCGGCUCCUGCCCGAGCUGGCGUCCCAAGGCCACCGGACCUUGGUUUUCUCACAGAGUGUCAAGAUGCUCGACUUGGUGCAAAUCUGCUGCUUGAAGCCUCACGGCCUCCGGUGCUUGCGGAUCGACGGGCAGACCGAUACCCAGGCACGUGCUGAGAAGGUGACGAAGUUCAACAACCAACCAGAGCGGUUUCAGUGCAUGCUUCUCACCACUGCCGUCGGGGGCGUUGGCCUGAACUUGACGGCCGCCGAUCGCGUGGUCAUCGUCGACCCUGCUUGGAAUCCCGCCACCGAUGCCCAGGCCGUGGACAGAGCAUAUCGCAUUGGGCAGACCAAGGAGGUGAGAGUGUAUCGCCUCAUCAUGAGUGGCCUGAUUGAAGACAAGAUGUUUCGGCUGCAGGUCUUCAAGAUGGGACUUACUCGAACAGCACUCGAAGCAGAUCAGCAGCACCGGUACUUCACGGCGAAGGAAAUCCGUGCGCUUUUUGAGUGGGUUGAUCCGUCCCAGGGUGAGACGCGGGCCCUUCUUCGCGAGAAGCAUGGGGAGGGCCAGGAGGCUGACGUCGCGGCUGCAGCUGCAGAGGACGGCUCCGAUGCUUGGAUGCAGACGCCUGCCCUGGACCUCAGUGACUUCGCCUGCUUGUACGGAUCGUCCGGAGAGGAUGACGUGCAGGAUGAGGGUUUCUCAGCCCAGGUCGCAGAAGCCAAGCAGAAGCUCGAAGCUGCGGAUGAGAAGCUUCGCCAGAAGCAGCAAUCGCGACAAGAGGCGGAGGCGGAGGUGGCGCGACUGGCCAAAGAGAUCGAGGAGGUCUCGGCGUGUGUGGAGGAUGCGAAGGAGAAGCGGCUUCGCGCCGAAGAGGCAUGGAAGGACCGACGGUCGGACCUGCUCCAGGCCCGGAAGGGGGAGACCGGCGCCCAGCAGCGACUGGAGAAGGCUGGCUGCAAUGUGAUCACGCUCCAGGAUCGGCUCCUCAACCACCAGCAUUCGUUGACAACGGCAAAUGAGGACGUUGAGACUGCCGGUCUCAAAGCUGGCGAGGCAGCCGAAACAUCCAAGGAGAAUCACCAGACAUUCGUGCAGGCACUUUCAAGUGCCGAGGGCCAGCUGGGCCUCGUCGAUCAGCGUGGUGCUGCCACAGGUGACUGUGCCGCCGAUGCUGCGCCCGACAGGUUAAAGAAAGCUCAAAAGGCAUUGGACAAGUUGAAGACAUCGAUUGAAAACAACUCCUUCCGACAGGCGGAGUACGAGACCCUGGAAGAGGACGUGAUCAAAGUGGAGCCAGGCCGCGAACGAGAGCGGCAUCGCCUGGACCAGCUCAUCACGAAGGCUUUGCAGCGCGCGGAGACCUCGCGUGAGAAUGUGCUCCGGGAAGUGCAGAAUUUCGUUGAGGCCGGCAUGUGGUUCGCCGAGUCUCUGCAGAAGACCCAGAAGCGGCCGGUAAGGAUGGACCAGGUCAAGGCCGUCCAGUCCGCUGUGAAGGCUGCUUUCAGGCAGCUGCCGAAGGCUUGGCAGGCCGUGCGCAGCGCCUGGGAGGCGCAGACGAAAGCCGGCGCCCAGCGACGCAAGGUGGCCCUGCGGAGGGCCACGGCUGUGCAGGCAAAGGCGGACGCUGAGGCAGCGGUGCAGAGCGCCUUGAACGAGCAGAAGGAGGCUGAGGCAGAAGAAGCCCAGCUGCGCGGCGAGCGCGGCGCGAAGGAGUCUGACCUCGCAGCCGCAGAGGCGGCGCGUCAAGCGGCUCACCAGCGCGAGGCCGAUGUGAAGCGGCGCCGCGAUGAGCUGAAGGCCCAGCAGCCAGCAGCGCGGGACGCCGUGAAGGCCGCCCGCGCGGAAGAGCGCGAGGCGGAUGCAGAGCGCAAGGCCCUGCAUGCCCGAGCCGAAAAGCGCGAGAAGGAGCAGGAGUUGCUGGAGGAGGCGAAAAGCACCGCAGUCAGACAGCUCAAGAACGAGGAGUACGAUGCUAACCAGGUCGUACUCGCCUACGAGGAAAAAAGGGGAAGCAAGAAGGCGCAGGAAUGA